AUGGACGGCGGCGCGUUGAGUAAAGCCGGAGCCAUGGCGGCAAUCGCGGAGAGCGAGGUGUUCGAGUCGGGCGACGAGGACGAGGAGAGCCGACUGCUCUGGCAGAUCAUGAUGAUCGAGGAGGCGGCGCGAGAGGCGGCGGCGCGGCAGCGUGCGGAAGCGGCAAUCACAGCAGAUGCCGCGAUGGAAACGAGAGAAACGAGGGAAAGCACAGAACCAGCGGAAACGCUAGAAUCGACGGAAACGCAAAGUCCGUCGGAAGCGCCAGCGGAAUUCACGGAACCGCCUGAAACGGCGGAGGCGGUGGAGUCGACUGAAGAAUCAACGCAAGCGGCGGAGGUCGCGAUGGCGGAGGUCGCGAUGGCGGAGGUCGCGAUGGCGGAGACCGCGAUGGCGGAGACCGCGGCAGAGGAGUGCGCGAAUGAGGAAAGCGCGGAAAAGAGCGCGGAGACGGAGAGCGCGGAUGCGGAGCGCGCGGUGGCUGGGGGCACGGAGGCGGAGAGUACGGUAGUCGUCACCCCAACAGCCGCUGACAUUUUUAGCGACACCGACGUCACCGCCGUCGCCGCUGCUCCGAACGCUGAAACCGCUGAAAGCGCGAACGCCCCAGGCAGCAGCAGCAGUGGCGGCGGCUUCGGCGGCGGCGGCAUUCGCAAGAGCACGAGCACGGGCGGGCUCUUCUCCCUCGAUUCCGCAACCGGCACAACUCCUAGCAGCGGCACCGUGACGCCCGUCAGCGCCAGCGCUGGCGCUGCUCCGCACAAAGAGACAGCGCGCGCGGCGAACAGCGGCGGAAUUAUCAGCAAAAGCACGAGCACCGGCGCCCUCUCCUCCCUCAUUUCCGCGCGCUCCUUCCGCAUCCGCGGAAAAUCCUCAGCCGGAGGGUUGCCCUUCCUCCCCGCGCUCACUGUCCCCGAGUCGGACUCCGCCUCCGCCGAUCACGGCCCGCUCUCCUGCUCCGCUCUCCCUUCCGCAGCCGCCGCUGCCCCCAGCGGAAGCAUCGCUCCCCCGCUCACACCCUCCCGUCGCUUCUCAAAAUGGUUCUCGUUUAAAGCGGAUAAGGCGCAGGCUUCUAGCGGGGAUAACAAUGCGGCUGCUGCCAAGUCUUCCGCGCAGUUUUUGUCAGGGAAGCCAGCGAUUGGCGGGUUUUCCUCCGCUGCCGUGUCUGACUCGAGUGACAUAGUAUCCCUGGGUGUGGGCGGACCCAUUGCGGAGUGCGAGAGCGAGGAGGGGAGGGGAAGCACGGAAGGGCGGAGUGCGGUGGAAGAGACGAGCAAGCCCAAAGACACAUCCGGCGCGUCUGGGUUGGUUUCGCCAAAUCAUUCCGCCCCAGCUGCACACCAUACCCAACCCCAUUCCCCUUGUCCCCAUUCUCAACCAACCCUUAUCCUCGCUCUGUACCCCAUAUAG
Molecule: messenger RNA, 1410 nt
Organism: Closterium sp. Naga37s-1
Lineage: Eukaryota; Viridiplantae; Streptophyta; Zygnematophyceae; Desmidiales; Closteriaceae
Source: the annotation of a GenBank genome assembly